This is a messenger RNA of Magallana angulata, 1341 nucleotides long. RefSeq lists its product as uncharacterized. NCBI's taxonomy places the organism in Eukaryota, Metazoa, Mollusca, Bivalvia, Ostreida, Ostreidae. Gene Ontology annotation, molecular function: DNA binding. The coding region runs from base 16 to 1290 and encodes 424 amino acids. The transcript has 6 exons. Gene Ontology annotation, cellular component: nucleus. The record is from RefSeq and is a predicted model, not a curated record.
UUUUUAUUUGUAAAGAUGAGGAAAAGGAAAUUAUACAGUAAAAUUUCCUUGGAAAAUGCAUUAGAAGACAUGAGGAAGAACAAGUUGUCUGCGGAAAAAGCCUCAAUAAAACAUGGUGUACCAGUCCGUACCCUACGCUACAGAUGUAAAGAAAAACUUAAAGGGUUCCCUAACCGGUGUCUUACUCACAACCAGGAAACGAGCUUGGUACAAUAUGUUAAAUACUGUGCAGAAAGAGCCUUUCCUUUGACACGGAAAAUGAUAAAGGCUUUUGCACGAGAAAUGAUCAUCAAGGAACAAAGUCAAGAUAAUGAAUUAACAGUCAAUGUUAAUUAUGGUCCAUCCAAUAAAUGGUUCAGAGGGUUCAUGAAGAGACACCCAGAAUUAAGAAUAAGGACGCCAGAUUCAAUCGACCGGGGUCGAUAUGGUAUGGCCAACACAACAGUUAUCAACAAUCAUUUCCAACUGCUGGAAAAAUGCUUGAAAGAUAUGGCGAUAAUGGACAAACCUGAUAGCAUAUACAAUGUGGACGAGACUGGGUUUAGCAAAAUGGACAAACGAGAGAAGGUUCUAACAGAGAGGUCAAGGAAACAUACUUAUGCAAGAAGUGUUUCAUCAACCUGCCACAUCACAGCAAAUAUCUGUGUAUCAGCUGAUGGACAUGUACUUCCAACAUUUCUCAUUUUCGAAAACAGUUUCCCAAGUGGAAGUUACAGAGAUGGUGUUCCUAGAGAUUGGUUGUUUGGUACCUCACCAAAUGGCUACAUGGACGGCGAACUGUUCUACAAAUGGUUUGAAUCAGUGUUCUUACCAAAUGUUCAUAAACGACCUGCCUUACUGGUCCUUGACAACCACGAGAGUCAUCUCACUCUCAAACUACUACAGCGGGCAAAGUCAGAGAAUGUGGAGCUGUACGGGUUACCUCCACACACAACACAUGUAACCCAGCCUUUGGAUGUGGCCCUUUUCAAACCCCUUAAAUCCAAAUUUUCUGACAUUGCUGUCAAUUUGGGGUAUGCCAGGAAAGAUCUGAUGAUUGGCAAGGCAAAAUUUGCACCAGUGUUGUCAUCCGCCAUUGAUCAGUGCUUCAGUCCACACCAUAUCAAGGAGGCCUUCAGAAAGACUGGCAUUUUCCCUUUUAAUCCCAAGGUGAUUGACCAGAACCAACUCGCCCCUGCUGAACCCAACCAGCAUCUUCUAAAAGAAGUAACUCCUGACAAUCCACCUGAAAAACAGGACAUUCUUUGCCAUGCCUGUGGUCAUUUUAUUGGGCAAAAUCCUUUGGUUUAGCAGGGUCUGAUUCCUGAAAACCUCUCAGAGAUAUUUCUCCCCAUCUUUCUG